CUUCCAACAAGUGAAAUUUUCGAAACGUAAACAUAAUUUUUAUUUAUAUGAAUUGUGGUUCACCAUCUGCGCAAUUUUAUUUUUAAAACCCCCUUAAUGGGGUCAAGUUCAAAUGGUGUUUUGGGUUUAACACCAAACCAAAAAUUCAAGUUUGACAGUUGAAAUUUAUGAGAUGCAGAUGUUCUAGAAUUCAGAGUUUUGCAAAUGAGCCGCGAAACUGUCUCUAAAGCCACUUUUUUCAAAUUCUUAGUCAAGUGUUAAUAAACUCAAGUCAACCCUCUAUCAAUAAUGCUAUUUCUAGAUUUAAGUGCGUUGGAACAGGAAUAGAUUCGCAAUUGAGACACUUUGGGGCUAGUAUUGUUCCAUUUUCAGUGAAAUAAUUCCAGAUUAUGAUGGAAAUAGACAGAAUGUCGUACAUUUUCGGAAGCUUUGCACGCCGCCGCCAAAGCCAAGAAGUAAAUUCCGCCAAAAGGCGCUCAAUCGAGCCCAAAAUCAGCCACGACCGGUCCAAAUCCACCCCACACACCCCCAAAAAAGCCGCCCCCACCAGCCCCCGAGCCAAAAGCAUCUGCAAUGUCAUCGUCGACGACGCGAAAUUCAAGUGCCCCAUGUGUCGGAGGUUGUUCGUCGAGCCCAGAGUCCUCCCCUGCCUCCACACCUUCUGUCUCAGGUGUCUGCAAGAACUGGAGGCUAACGACUACUCGAAUUGGGGCGGCGACGACUCUGACGAAUCUGCCAACACCUCCGGAUCGCGUAAGGGCUCAGGUUCCGGUGGUUCCGGCUAUAUGAGCGACAAAAACAACACACUGCAUCGCAGCUGUUCCCCCACGACUGUCAAACGGAUUUGUUGUCCCACGUGUGGGGCACGAGCGGAAGUUCCAUUCGGGGGUGUGUCCUGCUACCCUCCCAACUACCUCCUACAACAUCGCAUGGUCUUGGCCACCCUCAAUGCUCAAAGCACCCACCUUCUCUGUGAUCUUUGCACCUCCGAUGUUUCGGCGACAGCCCGGUGCAUGGAUUGUGCGAUAAGUUUUUGCGAACAUUGCGAAGAGGUGCAUCUGAGACAGAAAGCGGCGAAUGGUCACGAAGUUUUGUCGUUGGAGGAAGCACGAAGAAAAGGGAUUACGAAGGUGAGGAGGCAGAUCAUGUGUGUGAAGCACCCUGAUCUCGAGUUGACGCUGUUUUGUUCCACCUGCUGUCAAGUCAUAUGUCCCGAGUGCGUUCCCUCUUCCCACAAGGGCCACCCCUGCGAGUCCAUCUCCCGCGCCGUGAAGGCCCACCUCACCGACCUGCGCCUCGCCGCCGCCAGAGCCAAGUCCAUCGCGGAGCAAUCGGCCCUAGCGGCCAACCGCCUCCACGCCACCUCCAAGAAAAUCGAGACUCAAUGCAGUAAAGUCCAAGCGGAAAUCGAAGAAUUCAUCGAGAAGUACAUCAAAUCCGUGGAGGAGCAUCGCAAGAAGUUGCUACAACAAGUGAUCCAGACGCAAACCGAAAAACUGCAAGAAAUCGGAAAGUGCAAGACGAUGCUGCACAAGAGAGUGAGGGAGGCAAGAGACGUGGCGUUUUUCUUGGACGAACUGUUGAGUGAAGGGACGGAUGUGGAAGUUAUGAGUUUUUUGAAACCGGUGAUGAGUAAAAUUGAUAAGUGUGGGAAGAGGGAUGUCGGGAAAGUGACGGAUUUGAGUUUGACGGGGAGUUUGUUGUUUUUGCCCGAAGAGGUGGUGCAGUAUUCGCAGGAUUGCUGUCCGUUGUAUGGGGUGGUCACCACGCAGACGGUGGCGCCCAGCCAUUGCGUUAUUAGCACCGAAGGUUUAUCCAACUUACGCGUUGGCAAAAAGACCGACCUCCUCCUCGAGACCCGCGACCACAGCGACACCAAACUGGAGCGCGGCGGCGAGCAAGUCUCCGCCGAAAUCCGGUACCGCGACGCCGGAGUCUCCCGCUUCCUCCACGUCGACAUCGACGACCGCCGCGACGGCACCUACACCAUCUCCUUCGUGCCCGACGUGGCCGGCAAACUCGUCCUCAGCAUCAGCAUCAAAGGCCAACCGAUCAAAGACAGCCCCUUUCCCAUCACCGUUCGGACGCUGAAACCGCACCACGGAACCUUCCACUGCUGCAGCUUCUGCUCGAGCGGGGGCAGCAAGGAGGCCACGUGUGGGUGCGAAGGCCGGAUGCCGGGGGGCUACAAGGGCUGCGGACACGGACACGAGGGGCAUCCCGGCCGGAGACACUGGUCCUGCUGUGGGAACGUCCUCGAGCAUUCGGAGUGCUCCAAGGGGAACCACUCGCACUACCAGUUCACCUUGUAGGGGGCGCCAGGGUUGAUCAUUCCGCAAAAGUGAUCGUUUUUAAUUAUGUAUAGUAAAACGGUUUUCCUAAGACCCACUAAAAAUUUUAUGACACAUUAUAAGGGAUUAACCAAACAAUGGCUUGAAUUUGUAACCCUCCAUAAAUGGCACGUUCCUUUGCAAGAAUAAAACAGGGCCGUAUUUAAAACUA
This is a messenger RNA of Tribolium madens (black flour beetle), 2502 nucleotides long. RefSeq names its product tripartite motif-containing protein 45. The record is from RefSeq and is a predicted model, not a curated record. Gene Ontology annotation, biological process: positive regulation of DNA-templated transcription. The coding region runs from base 390 to 2312 and encodes 640 amino acids. Gene Ontology annotation, molecular function: ubiquitin-protein transferase activity; zinc ion binding; protein binding. Gene Ontology annotation, cellular component: chromatin; nucleoplasm. The transcript is spliced from 6 exons. Lineage: Eukaryota; Metazoa; Arthropoda; Insecta; Coleoptera; Tenebrionidae.